UGCUGAGUGCUUUGUAUAAAAGGCGCCAACCAUGUACACUCAAUUGCGUUCUUCAAUUGAAUUCCAUUGCAGAAGAAGAAGAACCAGCUAAUCUUCCUGUAGAUCCAUACCAGCAUGAUGAGAAUGAGAAGAUUAGAGGUUUUAGGGAUGGUGAUCAUUUGGAUUCAUGUAGUGAUGAAAGUUCAAGGGUUUAAUGUUGGAAUCACUUAUAUUCAGAGUGCUGUUGCAAAGGGAGCAGUUUAAGCAAAUUUGGAUUGCAGUUUGUUUGGAUGGAAGCCCACCUGCCUAUCACUUUGACAAAGGAUUUGGAACAGGGAUUAAUAACUGGCUGGUUCAUAUUGAGGGUGGAGGAUGGUGCAAUAAUGUAACAACAUGUCUAGCUCGUAAGAACACUCGUCUCGGUUCAUCAAAGCAAAUGGCGACUGAAAUACCUUUCUCCGGGAUCUUGAGUAAAAAUUUGUCAUAUAAUCCAGAUUUCUACAAUUGGAAUAGGAUCAAGGUUCGAUACUGCGAUGGCUCGUCGUUCACAGGGGAUGUUGAAGCUGUCAAUAGGGCCACAAACCUUCAUUUUCGCGGUGCCAGAGUUUUUGUUGCGGUUAUUGAGGAUUUAUUAGCAAAAGGAAUGAAGAAUGCUGAAAAUGCUAUUUUAUCUGGAUGUUCGGCUGGUGGAUUAACCUCGCUCCUGCAUUGCGAUAAAUUUCGCAAUCUUACUUCAUCAUCCACGAAUGUAAAAUGCAUUUCAGAUGCGGGUUACUUCAUCAAUGUGAGGGACAUUUCCUUGGUGCCAUACAUUCAAUACUUCUUUAAUGAUGUAGUCAUGACACAUGGAUCGAUAAAGAAUUUGCCCGUUUCAUGCACUUCAAAGAUGAUCCCGAGUUUCAAAUCGCUGUGCUUUUUCCCUCAGACAUUCGUUAAACAGAUUACAACUCCGUUUUUCUUGUUGAAUGCGGCCUAUGAUUCGUGGCAGAUAAAGAACAUAUUGGCACCUGGUGUUGCUGAUCCUAAUGGAACAUGGCAUAGCUGCAAACUUGACAUAACAAUGUGCUCUGCCACUCUACUCCAUACAAUGCAAGCCUUUAGGUUGCAUUUCUUGAGUACACUAAAUGGAGUGAGCAACCCUUCUAGGGGAUUAUUCAUCAAUUCUUGUUAUGCCCAUUGCCAAACUGAAAGGCAAGAAACAUGGUUGAGGAAUGACUCUCCCCAACUCGAUGGAAUGACAAUAGCCAAGGCUGUAGGUGAUUGGUACCAUGGCCGGAGAUAUAUCGAGAAAAAUGACUGUGCCUACCCUUGCGACAAGACUUGUCACAAUCGCGUUUUUGACACCAAUGGAAACACCCAUGGACUUGAAGAUACAUAAUAUUCUUUAUAGAAUUUAUACAUAGAGAAGUCUAUAAAAUUCAUAAAAUAAGUGAGGGAUCAUCAUUCAUCAAGUGUAUACAAAAUUGUAGUAAUUAUUCAUAAAAUUAUACUACAAAUAUAUAAAGUCUUAAGUGGGAUUUCAUGGAAUUUAUUUAUGUGGUC
This is a messenger RNA of Impatiens glandulifera, 1521 nucleotides long. Its product is annotated as pectin acetylesterase 8-like. The transcript has 13 exons. Bases 194 to 1357 code for a protein of 387 amino acids. The record is from RefSeq and is a predicted model, not a curated record. Gene Ontology annotation, cellular component: plant-type cell wall. Gene Ontology annotation, biological process: cell wall organization. NCBI's taxonomy places the organism in Eukaryota, Viridiplantae, Streptophyta, Magnoliopsida, Ericales, Balsaminaceae. Gene Ontology annotation, molecular function: pectin acetylesterase activity.